CUGAAACGGGGGCCAGAUGGUCUGGAACGCGGGAAUGGUUCAUGUCUGGACCAAAUGAUCCUUGUAGACAUUUGAUACGAGUGAUCCUACAAGGGAAGAAGUCCUUCCGUCUACAGAAAAGAUUAAGAAAGGGCGAAUAGUUAUCUUAUUUGGUAAAUUUUAUCAAGCAUUUCUCUCUAUGUAACACUUCUUUGAAUGGAAUGGCAAACGUAGAGCCAAAGUAACAGAAUUGUCUUUGCAGAACGUAAACGUUAUGGCGAACUCAGAAAACGGAGGAAUUAUCGCAUCAAACGAAAGCGUGCUACUGGACGUUCUGAAGAGAAAGGACACCAAUGGACAGUUUGAGAAUACUCAGAUGGAGGAAUGGUACCAACGUGCAUUCUCUAUGAAGCAGUGUGCAUAUUUCAUUACCAAAGACGAUUCGCAGAAGCAAAGAUGCUGUUGCGGACGUCUACGUUACGAGCACAAUGAAUGGAUCGAUGGUGGUUUUGGAAAUGAAUGGUCUGCCAUAAGACAUGUGAAGGAAAGCCCAACUAAUGCUUUUGGCCAGGUCAGCUUUAGUCCGAAGCAGCAUAAUGCUUCCCUUGGAGCAGAGUACGUUCGGUUAUCCGAUUCAACAAAUGUUGAAGCUAUAUGGAAUAUGAUGAAGAAUUUUUGGUCAUUGAAGGAACCUAAAUUGAUACUCUCAAUUAUCGGAGGAAAUUCAAGUACUGACAUUGACUUAGUCAUCAAGCAGUCACUGGAAAAUGGUCUUGCAAAGAUAAUUGCGAUGACAGACAUCUGGCUAUUUACUUCUGCAACCAAAGCAGAAAUUACGAAACUGGCAGGCAAAGUGUUUCAAGAAAACUAUCGCAGAGAUAGAUCGACAAAAAAUGCUUGCAUAGGAAUUGCUCCGUGGGGAUGCAUUGCAGAAAGAGAGCAACUGACUUCUGAAGAUUUUAUUCAAGAUGUUCUUUAUGCUCCUUCGAGUAACAUGUUGGAGGAGAAAACAAUUUUGGAAGAGCAUCACACGCAGUUCUUGCUGGUUGACAAUGGGACGAUUAAUCAAUUUGGAACAGAACGGAAACUAAGAGCGAAACUAGAGCAGUUCCUCAACUGUCCUGCUGAUUCGAAAUCGAUACCAUAUGUAAACUUACUCGUCCAUGGUGGAUACAAUGCCUGUAUGCAGAUGAAAGAGAAUCUUGCCCGCCAUCCAGUGAUACCGACCGUUAUUUUAAAGUAUAGUGGAGGCUUAGCAGAUAUUCUUGUUGAUGCCUUAGAUGCUCACAAAGAAGAAGGAAAAACCGGCCACAAGCUCUUAAACCACAUUGCUGCAUCAUCUGCAAAUUCGUUUGCGCAUGUCAGUCCUGAGAAGCUUCAUACGCUCAGGGGAGUAAUAAAAAAAAUUGUUGAGGAGCACAACGCUCAGGUCAUUAUAUGUGAUCCAAAAGGAGAUCCAUAUGGACUUCAUCAUGCUAUAGUCGAAGCUUGUAAAAGUUCGUCACCGGCUAGAGAUAUUGGAUUUAAAAAGCUUCAGUUAGCCAUUCAACUUGGAGAAAUCGAGACGGCAAUGCUCAAUAUACAAUCAAGUGGAAAAGAUGCAGGUUAUUUGGAGGGAUUACUUUAUAAGUCAAUAAAGACGGGAAAAGGCACGUUUGUUGAAUUUUUGCUAAAUUAUGGAGUGAGCUUGGAAAAAUUCUUCAGCAAUGAGAAAAAAUAUCUUCAGAAGUUAUACAAAAAGAGAUGCUUACACGGGGGUUUUUUGAGAACUUUGUUAAGCAAUAAUGAAAUAAAACAGGUAGAAAAUUCAAGAAAAUUUGAUAUGAGAAUUCUUGAUAAACUGUUGUACAAAUUGAUGCAAGGGGAUUAUACAAACUGCUUUAUUGAGAGGGUCAGUCUUGAAAAUAAAGAAGAGGUGGGAAUGUCACCCUCUCAACAGUUAAUGAUUUGGGCAGCAUUGAACAAAAUGCAUGGGAUGGUUGAAUGCUUCUGGAAGUUCGAAACCGAUAAGGCACUCGAAAAUGCACUUGUGCUGUUUCGCAUUUACAAGAGAUUGGCAACAGAAGAUUCUUUGGACGAGAUUGACUGCGAGGAAUUGAAAAAAAUGUCAGAGACCUACGAAAAGAGAGCAGUCGAGUUGCUAUCAUUUUUCUACAAACAAAACUGCAAAUCAACUUUAGAUGUUGUGAAAUCUCGCAUUCCUCUAUGGGGUUUUAAUAAUAUGGUCACGCUUGCUGCAAAUGGUGUUUCACGUAAUUUUGUUGCUCAUUUGUGCUGCCAAAUCUAUUUAGAAGACGUUUGGCUUGGAAAGUGUGAAAGAAAUACGGUUAAAUCAACACUGGCUCAGUUGAAACUUCAAAGCAGGCAUAGACCGGCCCAGUCACAUGCUGGAGUGGCUGCAGAUCGAGAGGAGAAGUAUCGCCCUACAGAUAACAAAGACGAAACUGAUGAAGUCAAGAUUCCAAGGCACAAACGUUGGGGACAAAAUAUAGUUGAUUUCUUUCGUUUCUUUGUCUUCGUCCCCAAAGGCAAGCUUUUCCUCCACGAGUUCAUUUUUACACUCUUCCUUGUACUGUUUGCCUACAAUGUUCUUGUGAAGAAAGGCCAAUAUCACAACCCAUUUCGGUAUAUUGUCUUCACGAUAGUAACGUCAUUGGCAAUCGACGAAAUUCGUGAGAUUGCAGAGAUGAGAAAAAGAAGCGUUUGGCUGAAACUACGAGAUUGGUUUAAAAGCGUUUGGAAUAAACUCGAUGCUUUGGCAAUAACACUGUUCUACGUGGGAUUUGCAUUUGGUUUCUAUGAUUUCAAAACUGCAGAAAGGACCAUCAUGGCAAUUGAUCUCGUUAUUUGGGUCGUCAAGUUCGCUCAGUUUUAUCGGAUGUUCUACACUCUUGGACCAUACCUCAUCAUGAUUUACAGAAUGAUGUUUCACAUGAUCGGCUUUGUACUGGUGCUCGUGAUUGCUGUCAUUGCAUACGGGAUUUUCAUGCACACACUACUGUUUCCUGAGGUUGACAUUUCCUGGGAAAUCCUAUUUCAGCUCCUGUUUCGGCCAUAUCUACUGGUGUUUGGAGAACUCGGGAUCAAUAGUUAUUCACUAUCAAACAAUUCAACAGUGUACGGGACAAAGAAGAUCAGCAAAUCAACUGAAAUCAUCGUUGUUAUUGGCAUGUGUGUUUACUUGCUAAUGGCCAAUGUGCUGUUAUUAAACAUGCUCAUAGCUGUUUUCAACAAUAUCUAUGAAGAUAUUAAAGAGAACUCUGACAAAAUAUGGAAGUAUGACAAAUACGACAUGAUUAUGGAGUUCAAGAACAAGCCAGCACUACCCAUGCCAUUAUCGAUAUUUGCAAACAUUCCAAGGAUUCUCUUUCAUUUGUGCAAAAAUAAGGCCAACAGAUCUUACGUACAGGAAGGCAUAGAUCAAAUUUUGGACAUGAAAGAUUUUCAAAAUCGUUGCUCUAGAGGUUUUCUUAGAGAGCCGGAAAAAAUUUCAGAUCUUAGAGAAAGUAUGACUUCGUUGUUUGAAAGGAUGGAUAAUCUUUCAAAAACUCUUGCAGAGCUUGACGAAAGAACAGAAAAGUCAUUUUCUUUCAUUACAAAAGCCCUGAAGAAAAUCGCAGGCUGACCUUUUUCAAGCAUGAACUGUCAACUUUUUAAUGAUUUUUAUUAGAUUAAUAUUUUGAUACGGUCUAAAGGUUUAUAAGGAUAUUCUAGCAGUUAGGUUGACAUUAUUAAUCAUUGUAUUGAAAUCGUCAAAAUUUUGCCAAUCAACUUAAUAUUUAGUCCAUUAACAUUAAAAUUUAUUUCCGAAAAGUUAUUAAUUUCAUGAAUGCGAACAGUCUGUCUGGUAAGCAAAAAAAGGAACUAAGGAAAUGUUUAAGAUCUGUGAUUUUCCAUUAUUCUUUGUUGCACAUAAGAAACUCAGGUACUCUAAUUUUUCUAACCAUUGAAACGCAUAAUAUUUUGCUAGAUUUUGAAUAGUUGGAUGAGAAAAGUGGGUGGCUUGAUUUCAAUCUCCAGAGAGGGUUCAUAAAAAUGGGGAUAAAGUUUUAAAGCAAGGAGAUAAGUGAUAAAAUCUCCUAGACAUAAUCAGGCACAAUUUGAACAUUUUUGGUUCAAGACAAAAUGACUGGUUUGGUUAGGUCAUCGAUCUUUCGUACAAAAGAAUAUGAUCUCCUUGGCGAGUAGCAACUAUUGGUAUGAAUGUAGCUGCAAAGCUAGUUAAUGGUAUGAAUGUAGCUUCAAGCUAAUUAAAGCAAAUCAUUUAUUAAAAUGAAUAUCGAAAUCAUCUUAUUCCUCCUACUUACUCCUCCUAGAUACUGCUACUUAAGUUUUUUCUUUUUUGUAACACUUUUUUGUAACAUUAUGUAUACGUGUAGUGUUCCUAGUCGUUAGUCUAGUUACAUGUAAUGGUUAUUGGGUUGUCAUUGUCCUUUGCCAUCCAUGGUAUCGUACCUGUAGUAUUGUAGAGUAAUUGGAAAGUGUAACAGAAUGUAGUUUGCAUCGUUAUAUGUUACCUAGAUAAAUAAAUAGUUUACAUUUUUCACCAGCAUUUUUCUACAGCAUUUACAAAGAACUAUAAUACAAAAAUAUGAUUAGCCAUAAAAACCCUAAAUUAAUUACGAACCUCUUACACAAUCUACAGUCGCAGUUACUAGAUUGAUGCUGUAUUAGAAAAUUUACUCAAGAAGUUCUUUGAUUUCUACGAAAAACAGGACCAAGUAUAACAAGAAACAUAGUUAUAGCAAGAAAAAGCAUGCAGGCCAAGUAAUACUUUCUUUUUCUAGAACUCAUACCAUGUCUAUUAUUUUCCUCUGUUUUCAAGUACCAUGAGAAUCUAUGAGAAUUUUCAUUUCACCCAAUUUAUGGGACGAAUGUUGUCAGAAUGGUCACUUGCCCAGUUUUUG
Molecule: messenger RNA, 4886 nt
Organism: Rhopilema esculentum
Lineage: Eukaryota; Metazoa; Cnidaria; Scyphozoa; Rhizostomeae; Rhizostomatidae
Product: transient receptor potential cation channel subfamily M member 3
Biological process (GO): metal ion transport; monoatomic cation transmembrane transport
Cellular component (GO): plasma membrane
Molecular function (GO): monoatomic cation channel activity
Source: RefSeq, a predicted model, not a curated record